This is a messenger RNA of Rubroshorea leprosula, 908 nucleotides long. The record is from the annotation of a GenBank genome assembly. Lineage: Eukaryota; Viridiplantae; Streptophyta; Magnoliopsida; Malvales; Dipterocarpaceae.
CUCUUGCAGAGGCAGUGUGACCAGCUGCAGAAGGAGAAGGAAGAGCUGGAGAAGAAGAAUAAGGAGAUGCAAGAGUCUCUAAAUGAGGUGGUUCCAGCUAUGAAGCAGUUGGAACAGGAGAGGGCGUCCCUGGGCACCAAGCUCGGCUUUGAAGAGACCAAGCGAAAGAUCUCUGAAAACGAGCGCGAGGCUCUGGCGCAAGAGUUAAAGCUGACCAAGGAGGCUUUUUUGGAGCUGAAGGGGAAUGUGCAGACCCUAGUGCACAAUGGAAUGGAGGAGCACAUCAGCAACUUCAUCAGCUCCAGCUCGUUGGACAACAUCGUCAACCUCUACCGAUUGCCAACUGCCAUCAUUGCCUUCACGGACUGCAGAAAGAAGGUGAAGACUGUUUAUCCCGAAGUGGAUGUUACAAGGAUAACCUUCGGAGAGCAAGAAGCUGGAGUGGAGGAAGAUGGUGAAAGUAUGUCAGCAGAGUUCCGCCCAGAAAUCAAACUGAAGUGGGAUCAUGAUGCUGAUGGACGCACCGUUUUCCCUCUGAACUUCGACUUCGAGUUCGUGGCAAUGGAAGAAGAAGGGGCAGAGGUAGGGGAAGACGAGGUAGAGGCAGGAGUGGAAGGAGCUGGAGUGGAUGAGAGCCAACCAAUUCCAGAAGUGGAGAUUCAUCCAGUUCCUUCUGAUGAUGAUCAGCCUCCUCUGCCAGACGAGCAGCAGCCAAGACAGCCACCUCUUCCAGCUGAAGAAGAGCUAGUGAAGCCACCUCCUUCAGUAGAGAAUUAAUUUUGUUUUUGCUUUUUUGGAGAACAUUUAAACAAUUUGUAAUGUUUUUAUUAAAUUAAAUGAAAUUAUACAUUUGUUUAUGUUUGAUUUAUAUUUUUGUUAUGUUUUAUGAAUGAAAGAACUGAGUACUU